AUGGUGUAUGGCUGUUUGUACUGCGCGAAGUCCUACCAGAAGACCCUCGCCACUUUGAACUUCGCAGGUGAAAGAUUUUCUGAGAUAGUUGGAAGCCCUUAUUACAUGGCUCUAGAAGUUUUAAAAUGGAAUUAUGGACCAGAAAUUGAUAUAUGGAGUGCUGGAGUUAUACUCUAUAUCUUAUUGUGUGGAGUUCCACCAUUUUGGGCUGAAACUGAACAGGGAGUUGCUCAAGCAAUUCUUAGGGGCGUAAUAGAUUUCAAACGGGAACCAUGGCCUAGUAUUUCUAACAGUGCUAAAAAUUUAGUUCAGCUGAUGUUGGAACCUGAUCCCAUGCUUCGGUUAACUGCAAAGCAAGGCAGUCUUUCAUGA
Messenger RNA from Zingiber officinale, 372 nucleotides. Its product is annotated as calcium-dependent protein kinase 13-like. The record is from RefSeq and is a predicted model, not a curated record. Gene Ontology annotation, cellular component: nucleus; cytoplasm. Bases 1 to 372 code for a protein of 123 amino acids. Lineage: Eukaryota; Viridiplantae; Streptophyta; Magnoliopsida; Zingiberales; Zingiberaceae. Gene Ontology annotation, molecular function: calmodulin binding; calcium/calmodulin-dependent protein kinase activity; ATP binding. The transcript is spliced from 3 exons. Gene Ontology annotation, biological process: protein autophosphorylation; intracellular signal transduction; peptidyl-serine phosphorylation.